Molecule: messenger RNA, 555 nt
Organism: Xylona heveae TC161
Lineage: Eukaryota; Fungi; Ascomycota; Xylonomycetes; Xylonales; Xylonaceae
Product: riboflavin kinase
Exons: 3
Coding region: 1-555 (184 amino acids)
Biological process (GO): riboflavin biosynthetic process; FMN biosynthetic process
Cellular component (GO): mitochondrion
Molecular function (GO): riboflavin kinase activity
Source: RefSeq, a predicted model, not a curated record
AUGCGUCUAGACAAGCCUCGCGAUCCGAUCGCUGGCCCUGAUGCAGGCCCUGAGGCUCCUUUUCCCAUCAAAGUCAAUGGCAAAGUGGUCAAAGGAUUUGGGCGGGGCAGUAAAGAUUUAGGAAUUCCCACGGCCAACAUCCCCAUCGACGGUCUCAGUGUCGGCGGUAACAGCGAUGUUGAGAGCGGCAUCUACUACGGAUGGGCAGGCCUUGAGGAUCCUCCGGUAGCCCAUGAUGCGCCGGGUCUUUCCCGUGGUAUUUUUCCGAUGGUGAUGAGCAUUGGGUGGAACCCGUUCUACAAGAACGCUGUUCGAUCAGUGGAGGUCCACAUAAUGGCGCCGUUCACGGGAGACUUUUAUGACCAUCAUCUCAAUCUCAUCAUCCUUGGCUAUAUUCGUCCCGAAUAUGACUACAUUAGCAAGGAAAGCCUCAUUGAAGAUAUCCAAACAGACAUUGAGGUUGCUCGACGGAGUCUUGCUCGAGAGGCAUAUGCCAAGUGGACAAAUGAUCCAUAUCUUCAUGAUUUCAAGAAUGCGACUGAUGCGGCCCAGUGA